CUUGCUCUUUCUGCGUCGCAGCCAUCAUCUCCGCAGUGAACGGACGCAUUUCUAUGAGCUCCUUGUCAUCACCUUCGAACUCUUCUUCUCGUCGUCGUCGAAAGAAUUCUUCAAGUAGCAAAAAAAAUAAAACAUCAGCGGGUCGACGCAAUAUGGCGGUAGUCGAACCAUCCUCUCCGUCGACUGCCUUCUCGUGGAGACAAGAGAAAACCUUACCGACACCCAAAAAGUCGCACGGGAUACCCCCUGCUAAAUUCCACCUCAAACAACACCAAGAAGGUCAUGCCAUCGACUCUCACGGCAACGGAGACGAGCCAUCUUCAUUACGUGAUAUGAAAGAAACAUCUGUUCCGGAAUGGAAGGAAAGAACAGAGCGAAAUCUGCUCAUCCAGGAACAAAAAUCUUUCACGAAAGAACUCGAAGACAGGCGCAAAGGCUUUCGUAGAAUUACGCAGCUGAAAACAUGGCCCCUCCAAGAUAUGGCGUAAGUUGCCAAACAGUGUUGUGCGAUGUCAUGGCAUACGGUGUGAAGCGGUAUGGUGUGACGCAUAAACGAAAAAUCACUAUUCUUUGUCGAGUAUUCCAGCACCAUUGUCAAUAACCCUCCUGACCGAAUCGAUUCACUGUUUUCCAUCUAUUUUGCACUCAGUAUGGAUCAUUUGGACCAUCUUUUGGGCAUAAACGCUAGCUAUCAAUUUCACGGUGGAGACUAUCUUUCAGCAGAAUCCUCGAGCUCGGUUUCUUCCGUAGAGUCAUCAAAGCCCCGCCUCAAAACAACUACAAUGAUCAAGACUCUAACUACAUCCACAUCCGACAAUCCAACCGCAGACGACUCUAACAAAAAGACCCAAAGCCAGGAGAUCCGUGGAGGCUAUCAUGAUUUCGGCGAACAAUCUGCAAGCGUUGCUGUAGAAGAAUCGAUCGACAACCAAAAGCAACAACGAUCGCCUCUAUGGAGCUUGGAACCACGCAUAUUUGCAACAGAGAAAGGCGCCGGGAAACGAAAAUACUUAGUUGGGCAAUUCGGUCGGAUAGCAGACUGGUACUGGCGCAAAACCGAACCCACCUCGCGGCAUCUAUACGAGGUUAUUCGGGAGGGCACACCCUGUCGCUUAUACUUUGAUUUGGAAUUCAGCCGAGCUCACAAUCCAUCGGUUCCCACAACACAGCUCCUCCACGAACUCGAAGACGAGCUAGCAACGGAACUACAAAUGCAUUACGGAACUUUUUUACCUCGACUCAAAUCAUCGCAAAUCGUCAAUCUUGAUUCUUCCAAUGAAAAGAAAUUUUCAAGGCACUGGAUUGUUCACUUAUUUCAGGAGCCGGAAGGGAAGGAAGGUAAACACAGCACGACUUACAAACAAGAAGAAGAGUUUCUUUUUAAAGAUGCCCCAACGGUAGGUCGUUUCAUCAAACGAAUGGUGGGGCGGUUGGCGGAUGAUAUUGGAGUGGAGGGAGGAGAUUUUUCGAAGAAACGACCUGCUUUGUACAAAUAUCUUUUUGUCAACAUGAAGGACGAGGGCAAAAGGACUUGCUUCAUUGAUCUGGGUGUCUACACACGAAAUCGACUUUUUCGAUGUUUUGGAAGUAGCAAGAAAGGAAAGACUUCUGCUCUUCAAGCAGUGCUUAGUGAGAGAGUAGAACCAAAUGUAGAGUAUGUAGCAAAAGACGUUGAAGGCAGCAACAAGCUAACCGAUACUGCUACCGAGCGCCACUAUUUUCCACUAAGUAUUCCACCCAAAAAGGAAGUCUCAGCUUCGCAAUCAUCAAGGAUUCAGUCGUUUGAUGAUUUUAUAGUUGCCAAUGAUUGGGAGCCCCACGCCCAAGCACUCGCUGACAGCCUUGUGGUACCCUUAAAGCAAGGACCACAACUAUUGGCAUCGACAAUCGGAGAGGACAAUAGCAACAAUCUCAUAAAAAUUCUCGAUGUUGAAGAAGGUUCAUAUGGAUCAACUUCAGUUUCUGGUUUCCUGGAUAGUUCAAAAGCAACUUCCCAGCGUAGAUAUCCUUCUGCUAUACCGAUGGCACGUCAGGGGAGUCCGCUCCCGUCUUUGGAUCAAUAUGUUGUUGAUAACUUGAGCAAUCGAGGAGGUGUGCAGGGUUCCAUACGUGCUUGGUCCAUUGAAUACGGACCUCGCGAGACACCUGUUUCAUUCACCUACCACAUACAAAAGAAUCGGUUCUGUGAAAUCAUAGGGCGACCUCACAAAUCCAAUGGUAUAUUCUGGACUAUUGACGUGAGCUCUUGGACAUGUAUCCAAGGUUGUUUCGAUCGCGAAUGUUACGGUCGUGGAUGCCCAAUACCGAUAUCCAACGAUGGCAAACAAAGCGGGAAAGGAGGGAGACUAGACAAAAUAAAGGAAGAAUUCGAAUCGUGGCAGGAAGAAGAAUUCGAAAAAGCUCUGAUGGCUCUGAAUCUUGACCAUGCCAUCGCUUCACAAAACGAUACCGAACAAUCUGGUACGCCUACGCAUCAAAGUGGAAAUGAUGCCAAAAAAGACGAGGAAGAACUAUACGACUCGGAUUCACUUUCCGAUGACGCUUUGCUGCAGGCUGCGUUAAAUAAUCCAGAAUUGUUUCCUUAGAAAUUAGCUUUUUAGCACAUAAAAUUAUAU
Messenger RNA from Pseudo-nitzschia multistriata, 2615 nucleotides. The record is from the annotation of a GenBank genome assembly. NCBI's taxonomy places the organism in Eukaryota, Bacillariophyta, Bacillariophyceae, Bacillariales, Bacillariaceae.